AUGCUCCUCGUCCUCCUCUACCGCAACACAAACAACUACUCGCGCACCACCAACCAGGCCCUCGCCUUCCUCUUCAUCAUCUUCGGCGAGCUAUGCGACCUCGGUAUCUUCGCCCUUGUUCUGCUCGGCGCCUGGAGCUUUGGCCGCAAGGAUAACCAGAGGCCUGAGGUUGUCAAGGAGGCUAGGUACAGCGAGAGCAUGAGGGAGAGCGCUUACAUUGCCAACCCUAAUGCUGCUUAUGUUGCCGACCACGAUACUGCUUAUGUUGAUGGACCUGCUGGACCCGCGUUCGAGGCGGGUAGGGGGCCUACUUACAUUCCCCAUGUUAACUAA
Molecule: messenger RNA, 333 nt
Organism: Alternaria infectoria
Lineage: Eukaryota; Fungi; Ascomycota; Dothideomycetes; Pleosporales; Pleosporaceae
Exons: 2
Coding region: 1-333 (110 amino acids)
Source: RefSeq, a predicted model, not a curated record